Messenger RNA from Polyodon spathula (Mississippi paddlefish), 1238 nucleotides. Its product is annotated as gonadotropin-releasing hormone II receptor-like. The record is from RefSeq and is a predicted model, not a curated record. The transcript is spliced from 3 exons. Bases 1 to 1074 code for a protein of 357 amino acids. Gene Ontology annotation, molecular function: peptide binding; gonadotropin-releasing hormone receptor activity. Gene Ontology annotation, biological process: G protein-coupled receptor signaling pathway. NCBI's taxonomy places the organism in Eukaryota, Metazoa, Chordata, Actinopteri, Acipenseriformes, Polyodontidae. Gene Ontology annotation, cellular component: membrane.
AUGAAGAGCAAUCAACCUUUCGUUACAGUGAUACCGAGUAGUGGCAGCACCUUUAGUCAACGGGAAGAGUCCUGCAAGAAUACGACCAAUACCAGUGAGGUCGACGCAUUUGAAGGCAACUUGCUACUACCGACUUUUACAACCGCUUCAAAAAUUCGGGUGGCAGUAACGUUUAUCUUGUUUGCAAUUUCUGCCUUUUUAAACUUAGCAGUUCUCUUCUCAACUUUGAGGAACCACAGAGGGAAGAAAAGCCACAUUAGGACGUUAAUACUAAACCUGUGCUGUGCAGACCUACUAGUCACCGGUAUUGUGAUGCCUUUGGAUGCAGCGUGGAACACAACAGUUCAGUGGAAUGGGGGCAAUAUUGCCUGCAAAUUCUUAAUGUUCAUGAAGUUGGUCGCUAUGUACUCCUGUGCUUUCGUUACUGUGGUAAUUAGCAUUGACCGGUAUUGUGUCAUAUUGCAUCCCCUCGGAAUUGGAAGUGCUAAUCAAAGGAAUACAAUUAUUUUGACAGUGGCGUGGGUACUCAGUACUGUGUUCGCCGUCCCUCAGCUUUUCCUCUUCCACACAGUCUCGAUCUCCCAGCCAGCACCUUUCACUCAGUGUGUGACCCACGGCAGCUUCUCUGAACCAUGGCAAGAAAAGGCUUAUUUUCUCUUCACCUUCACCGGGCUCUUCCUAGUGCCCUUGGUUGUUAUGGUCUUCUGUUACACACGCAUAUUUGUUACUGUUUCCAGAAAACUGAAUACAGGAGACAUGCAUUGUAAACAUGCAGCAUUGAGAUGUACAAGAGAUAACACCCCCAAAGUCCGAAUGAAAACCUUACGGAUGACCAUUGUACUGAUGGGCACCUUCAUCCUCUGCUGGACUCCAUACUAUGUCCUUGGAUUCUGGUAUUGCUUUUUCCCAGAGAUGAUAAAUACUCAAGCAGUGCCUGAAGCCAUCAAUCAUGUGCUUUUCAUCUUUGGGCUUCUGAACAGUUUCUUGGACCCUAUAAUCAGCCAGUUAGGGUAUCUCAAAAUCAAGAAGGGUCAAACCCCUUUCUGUCAGGAUUUAAUUGGCCUGCAUGUAUGAAGAAACCUUUCAGAGUUACUAAACAUUUUGCUGUACAGGUUACUCUGUAAUUUUUCAAUUAUUAGAAACCAUAAUAUAAUAAUUAUGAGUAGAGAUAUGUUUAAACUCAAAUCAGUGGUAUUUAUUUAUGGAUUUUAAAAUGCAGCUUUUUUUGUUAGAAAUAU